Molecule: messenger RNA, 4748 nt
Organism: Trematomus bernacchii (emerald rockcod)
Lineage: Eukaryota; Metazoa; Chordata; Actinopteri; Perciformes; Nototheniidae
Gene: tead1b
Product: TEA domain family member 1b
Exons: 14
Coding region: 497-1891 (464 amino acids)
Biological process (GO): regulation of transcription by RNA polymerase II; embryonic organ development; hippo signaling
Cellular component (GO): transcription regulator complex
Molecular function (GO): RNA polymerase II cis-regulatory region sequence-specific DNA binding; DNA-binding transcription factor activity, RNA polymerase II-specific
Source: RefSeq, a predicted model, not a curated record
UGCCCGGGCUGCUGCUCGGCUGCUGGGCGCGGGAUGACGCCACCUCUCGCUCCGCCACCUCUCGCUCCGCCCCGCCAGCGAGAACUCGCUCUUUGCGUUCAUUUCAUUCCUCUUCUCAUUCCGAGCAUUCUUCGCAUCUCUGUCAGUGCGCGAUUCACCUACACCUUCCUGGCUGGCCCAGAAACACUAGAAUAACUUGACAUAGUAUUAAAAAAAUACCCCGUAACAUCCCAUUUACUCAAAAAGAAGGGACAAUUAUAUGAGAUAUCAAUAACGAGUUACUUGGAGAUUUCACCGGAGGAUUUUCGGACCACCUCGAAGAGGAAAACCACGGCGGAGAGAGACUUGUUGCUUCAACAGGUUUUGACGGUGGUUAUUGAAACCGUCAUCGAAGUUUUUUGUCUCUCCCUAGUUUGCUCCAGGCUUUAGCUUGGAGAGCCCAACCGCCACCAUUGAUCCCAGCAGCUGGAGCGGCAGCGAGAGCCCUGCCGAGGACAUGGAGAGGAUGAGCGACUCUGCAGACAAGCCCAUGGACAAUGAGGCCGAGGGGGUGUGGAGCCCCGAUAUCGAACAGAGCUUCCAUGAGGCCCUGGCUAUCUAUCCUCCUUGUGGACGAAGGAAGAUCAUCCUGUCUGAUGAGGGAAAGAUGUAUGGUCGAAAUGAGCUGAUAGCCAGAUACAUCAAGCUUCGGACCGGGAAGACGAGGACUCGGAAGCAGGUGUCUAGUCACAUACAGGUCUUAGCAAGAAAGAAAGUUCGAGAAAUCCAAGCUGCCAUUAAGGUACGUCUGGCUUUGCCCAGUUGCAGGGGGCUUUUCAUUGCCAUGGUUACAGGCUCUUCCUUUGUUUUCCUCCCCUCCCCUUCCCCGCAGGUGUCUAGUCACAUUCAGGUUCUUGCCAGAAGGAAAUCUCGUGAGUUUCAUUCCAAGCUAAAGGUUACAAACAUGGACCAAGCCGUGAAGGACAAAGCCCUCCAGAGCAUGGCCUCCAUGUCCUCGGCUCAGAUCGUCUCUGCCACGGCUAUUCACAACAAGCUGGGCCUGCCAGGCCUCCCGCGCCCAGCCUUCCCCGGAGCAGGGUUAUGGCAGGGUAUGAUAUCAGCUGGUCAACCAGGAUCCUCACAAGAUAUAAAGCCUUUCACUCAGCAAGCCUAUCCCAUCCAGCCAGUCACAACAACCAUUUCAAGUUACGAGCCCACAUCAGCUCCAGCUCCCACAGCACCAGCAUGGCAGGGGCGCUCCAUCGGUACAUCCAAACUCCAUCUGGUGGAGUUCUCCGCUUUCCUAGAGCAACAGAGAGACCAAGACCCAUACAACAAGCACCUAUUUGUACAUAUCGGACAGACAAAUCAUUCCUACAGUGACGCCCUGCUGGAGUCGGUGGACAUUCGUCAGAUUUAUGACAAAUUCCCAGAAAAGAAAGGAGGACUGAAGGAGCUGUACGGAAAAGGUCCUCAGAAUUCCUUCUUCCUAAUAAAAUUCUGGGCUGACCUGAACUGCAACAUUCAGGAUGAAACCGGAUCUUUCUACGGAGUCUCGAGUCAGUACGAGAGCUCGGAGAACAUGACCAUAACGUGUUCAACAAAGGUCUGCUCUUUUGGAAAGCAGGUGGUUGAGAAAGUAGAGACUGAAUAUGCGCGGUUUGAGAACGGACGUUUUGUGUACCGGAUAAGCCGGUCUCCCAUGUGUGAAUACAUGAUCAACUUCAUCCAUAAACUGAAACAUCUGCCAGAGAAAUAUAUGAUGAACAGCGUGCUGGAGAACUUCACUAUCUUAUUGGUGGUGACGAACAGGGACACUCAGGAGACGCUGCUCUGCAUGGCGUGUGUGUUUGAAGUUUCAAACAGCGAGCACGGCGCCCAGCAUCACAUCUACAGACUGGUAAAGGAUUGAGAGGCUCCGAGCCCCCCCCCUCCCCCUCUCUUUUCAUGGAUUUACCAACGUCAAUCAAGUGGCAGUGCCUCUACCUGAAAGUCACACCUACAAUGCUUUUUGGUCAUGGUAUCGGGUGAAGUCAGUUGUUAUAAAUGUGUUUUAAUUUAAAGUGUUUGUUAUUUGACUGCAGCUGUGAAUUGCGGUACAGUUGUUUUGUUUAAAUGCGGGAAUUCUCUCUUAAAAUGUUAUCUUGGUCUCUGUUGGGUAUAAAUGUGGCCGUUUUUAAAGAAUUUACUAGAUUAAUUUAGUAAAUGGAAAUGUGUUUGUCGUCUUCUUCUACUUUGUUGCGUAAACUAAGAAAAAAAAGGAUGCUGGCCUUUUCUUUGAGUGGCCGGAUGUGGUCUGUGUAAUUUGUUUGAGUGUGUUUAGUGUGUCUGUAGUUCAUCAUUUGUGAGCGUACAUACUGUAGAUAUACAGACAUGCAGCCACAGCUAAUAGAUUUCCCAAAGAAACUAUACUGACACAACAUACAUUAGCACAUAGACAGUUGUAACAAGUAGUUGCAAAUAUUACAGAAUUACAGGUAUUUCUUUAAAAAAAAACUCUGCUUUCAGUAGUACAUGUAUCUCCAUGAAGCACUCCAAGUCUUAGACACUAACAACAGAAUGAAUGCACUGUGAACAUACUACAAACAUUAGCCUGCAUCUGCUAAAAGAAGUCUUAAACUGUCUCACAAUGCUAAGCAUCUCUGUGCUGCAAACAUUUAUUUUCUCUGAGACAACAAAUAGGAGAGUUUUUAGGUUUUAGACAGGUGAAAGUACUCAAAAAGUAUCAUCUUGUCCAAAAGCACUUUGUACCCUUUCCUGGACUUGCUUUGGUGAUAUAAGGCAAGGUCCAAGUCGUUCAGUUCAAAUAUCGUUCCCCUCUGGGAUCGCAGUGUAAAGACUCCCAGCCAGAGUGGUGCUGCCUUCAGGUUCACACUAUGUUCCCAUGUUUCUGUGGCCUACGCCGAUCCCGAGCCUUAAACAUGUUAUAGCUGUGACGACUCCAAAAGAUGCCACUUAAACUGUGAUUAAAGACUCUAUAUGUUUGCGUAAGAAAUCCACAAUACUAUCUGCCAAAGUGUAGAUGUACAGUGCCUUAGAAUACACUCUGACAUUACCUUUUGCUUUUAAGUCUGAAAUCAGUUUGUGGAUUAAACAAAAAUAACUCACCGCCAUAUAUUCCUUGGUACAUCUUCACAUCCUGAGAAAUUGUUUUCUUAUAAUUGGUACACUCCUAGAAAUACAGGUUUGAUAGUUAUCAGCCUUUUUACAAGAUCUAUAUAAAACACAGACUGACUGCCUUUCCCGUCGUAGAAGACCAAAAAUACCGAGAUACAGUCGAUCUUUUGUCCUGUGCUGCAUGGUAGCAAGGAAGUGCCUUUGGUUUAAAAUGUCCUACUUCAAAAAAAUCUAAGAGAAAUUACAAAUUAAAUGUUGCUAGACCAAAAAAUGAGACAUAAGUGAAACCAAUCACCGCUUUGCCUUUUUAAAGGACUGUGAUGACAGCAGGAGGAGAUCUGGGUAGUGGUAAAAAAAUAAAGGAUAUAUUCAUUUCUAUCACAUUAAUUGAUUUCACAACUGAUGUAUUUAAAGAAAACCUAUUUCUUUGCUGAUAACGUACAGCUGCUGACUGCAUGCAGGAUGUCGACACCACAGCUGUUUGCUUCGUGCACACUUGCAGGUUCAAGUGUUUUUAAAAAGGUUUUUGGAAGUAUGAUUGUUUCUCCUGUGAAAAAACACAGAAACAUAAUGUCCCCUUGCAGAAACAGCCGUGAUGUCGACGAAGGUUAGACACAAGUUUUGAAAAUGUCUUACUGAAAAGUUUAUUUAAUACUUAUUCUACAGUACACUACUAAUUUUAAAAGAAUGUUUUGGAAAGCUGUUUCAGAAACUAGUUUUUCAAAACUGCUGGUGUGGACGAGGCCGUCAAGGUUAAUACUUUUCACUUUAAGGACCAUAGCUACUCAAACAUUAGCUGUUUUUUAUUAAAAUAAAUAUAAUCAUCUAAAGUAUUUUAAUGGAAGAAGCUCUAAAUAAUUGCUGACAAUGUCUCUGGUGGAUGCAGUUAUAGUUCAAUCAUUCAGUGUUUUGCCACAGUCCUGUGGACACGGUGGACUUUCUUUUCUUAUGUUUACCCAGUAUCUGUUCACAUUUAUUGAUUACUUAUCGAGAUGUUUUCCUAUUGUACUUGUAUACAGUUGUACUUGGUUUUGUGAUGACAUUGUCUGUAUAUUGCAAGCCUAAUAACAUGGUUAUGAUGUUGCUGCUGUACUGCUGGUACAUUUUGACCUGUCGUUUCAACACUAGAACAGCAGGACUGAUGCCUUCUGUGGCGCCCGGUGGACCAUUUGGAAUAAAAUGGACACAUUAAAUAGCUGACUCGAGGAAUCAUGCUACAAACAUAUCAGCAGUUUAGCUCUUGUUAUUUGUAAUUCUGUCGAAAGAGUAGGUACUGGUACCUUUUUUGUUUUAUGACCAUUUUCCGAUGGUGGCUUUAACGUUAUUUUUCACAUAGCUCACGUAUAGUUGUCAUACACACGUUUGGGUUUUGUGUGCAAACUUGUUUUUUUGUAAAAAGGUGCUUUGUACAAAAUGUUAUAUCUUAGCUUUUCUUGGUACAGAUGUGUGAUAUCUUUUCGUAUUUCAGGACAGUAAAGUGUUGGAGCGAAGGAGAGAAAGAAGCUCUGCUAUGUUUCUGUGUUCUGCAUAUGGUCUUGUCUUUGCUCCGUAACAUUAUGAUGCCUUCUUGACAAUAGUAGAUAUUUUGUAGCUUUCUAGAUACUUUGUAUGUAUGCAAUAUUGGAGUUAAAUAAAUCAAAAAAUAUAUUGCC